Anopheles merus is the source of this 2175-nucleotide messenger RNA. RefSeq lists its product as uncharacterized. The coding region runs from base 619 to 1878 and encodes 419 amino acids. The transcript is spliced from 3 exons. The record is from RefSeq and is a predicted model, not a curated record. NCBI's taxonomy places the organism in Eukaryota, Metazoa, Arthropoda, Insecta, Diptera, Culicidae.
CAACAGACUGCCAACUACAAACGGCACGUGCUAAAAACUACCAAACUACCCGCUAAUCCACGUUUAGCAGACAGAGAGUGAUUCAACAAUCUCACAACCUCCCCAACACUGGCGCAUUGCGCGUUUAUCUGCCUAAACGCUUUGAUGCGCCGGCGCUUUUUCGCGCAAAUGAAAAGCUUCGCCACACCUUGCGCUCCAGCUUGCGUUGGCGCGAAAUGCUUAUCGGACACAAAAAUCCUUACCACAGCGUGCCAAACGUGGCCAAACAUGCUGAGCCCGUGAGACUCCACUGCUAUGCCACCUAUGGGGAGUUGUGUUGUUCCAACGUAGUAAAACAAACCGCACAAUGAGCUCACCCGUUUGCACUACGUGACCUUUCUUGAGGCGCUUUAUGUAACGCUCGGUUACCGUUUGUAAUCGUUCUACGCGAAAGCAAACCACUGUCGACCAUCGUACCAUCGACGGCGCGUGCACUCCCCUGUUAUCCGAGCUCUUCGUUAUCUGCCUCUGUGGGUCCGAAAUGUGCGCCGGCGUGUUGUAAGCGGCAGUUUGGGGUUAGAAAAGUUAUAAAACAUUCCCACCAUAGCUGGUCAGCUUCCAGAGCUCACCUGUGACAAGAUGAAGUUCGUUGGCUGGAUCGUGCUUACCGCGGUGGUGCUGGUGAUCUGCGUCGGGGUGCGAUGGAGCGAUGCCCUACCCGCACGCGAUGGCUAUCCGCGCGAACCGUGCUGCAAAGACUGUCCCGCCUGUCGGCAUCACUUCGACGUGGAGGCUCCGAAGGAUCCGGGCUGCCGGAAGCUGCACAACUUCCACUACGAUGUGGAAAAGUUUACCGACUGCCAUAAGGAAACGUACGAUCGGUUGGAUGCGGCCGUCGAGGAUUUGCCCGAGCGGGGCUGCCGGAAAUCGUACCACUAUCACUACGACGUCCAGAAGCCGUGCUGUUGCGAGGAGGAAAACUACGACACUUACGAUUUCGAGGUGCUGGAGCCGAAAAGGAAGCCAAAGUGCUCCAAAGUGAAGUUGGAAGCGUACGCUGAUCAUCCUGUGCGGGAGUGUCAGUGCGACUGCCGCAAUAGACGGUACGUGAUAAACGGGGUGAACGGUAGCCGAUCGCUGCCGGACGACGAUAGUGAUCGUAAUCGCAUACCGAGAAUGCGCCGUAGUAUUAUGGAUCCUUUUCAAACGGAUCACCGCACAAACGCACCAUGCGAAACUGGCGCACCGAUGCACUUUUUCUACUCCACCCCACAGCACGGGCCGGGGAGGGCAAACUUGCGCGCCAGAAGGCUUGCUUUGCGCCGGGACCUUCCGCAUCGAUUCAGAGCAAAUCGCAAAGAGUUCGAUAUGAACGGUGGGAGUGGAUUUUGGUGUCGCUGUAUGCCCUUGGAGCGGGAUCGGGAUGGCUAUGUACAGAGCGGUAAACCGGAGGAGCUGGUUGGUGCACCGGCAAGGUCACAGGCCGCCCUCCGGGGUGGUUCCGUUGAGCCUGCCGUGUACAUUGGCGACGCCUCGAACCCGGUGACGUACGAGCAGAUCAAAAAGCAUCUCGAUGCCCUGCCAAGGGAAGACUACAGCCCGACGACGAACGAUGUGAUCGGCAAUUUGACCGUUCUGUUCUAUGAUAUUUAUCAGCAAAAGCAUAAGAAGAAUUUUACCCUCCCGUUGAAGUACGGUACGCGUACCGUAAUCGACCAGGGGGAUGGCAUACAUACGUACGAUAUUGGGCCGAUCGAGGGGGUGUACAAGCCGCCCAAGUUGAAUCGCAUUGCGACCAAGGGUUUGCGCCUGAUGGGCAGGAAAAUUGACCGCAAAACGGAUCCGUCCGCUGGGCAGCGAAGCAAUCGGUUGCGUAACCGGCCACGAGAGGGCGCUUGAGGGUUAAUUUGAAUUGUAGGCUUUAACGUAUUUUAAGAUAGUGUUAUUGUACAUGCAGUGUCAAUUCGAUUUAAUUCACCUUUACUCCAUUACUCUCUUCUCGAACACAUCAUUAGCUGACCUGGACGAUCGUGACCUGACGAUCAUUUCUUCGACUGGGCUACGAAAUACCUGGCUAACUUGGUGGACGUUGUAAAAGGACAGGACAAAUAUGUUGAGGUGACUUGUUUCCUGACGUGACGCGUACCAGCAUAGACUUGAAGCAUUUCCACUUGAGAAUUGCACAGACGAUCGGAC